GCAACAGCGAAGAGAUUUCAUAGAGUAGACUUUGGGACCUGUCAAUAUUUCUUCUGUUAUUUCAACAAACAAAGAUAAUUUAUCAGUAUUUCUUUGUUUCUGUUUGUCUAUAUUUAUUUUGAAAUUUUAAAAUUUGUCUUUUAAGUGUGCUAAUAUGAUCUUUGCUUGAUUGUGGCGGAAAUUUAAAAUUUUCUAGUACCAAGAAACAUAAAUAAAUAAAUAAAAUGACUGUAAUGGAGUUUUUUGGCUGCGCUAUGAUAGCGUUUGGACCAUGUGCUGCUAUGCUAGCUAUAACUAUAGCACGGGAUCCUAUACGAAUAAUUAUAUUAAUAUCAGCAGCGUUCUUUUGGCUACUAUCAUUGUUACUAUCGUCAAUUUUAUGGAAUGUAGUUACACCUUUAAAGAGAAAUCUUUCUUUUGGCUUAGUCUUCUCAGUGAUAUUUCAAGAAACAUUUAGAUUAUUUUUUUACAAACUUCUUAGGAAAGCUGAAGUUGGAUUAAAAAAAGUACAAGAAGUUGGUGCAGAUGGUGCUGUGGUAUCCAGUAAUCGGAGCACUUUAGCUUAUGUGGCUGGUUUAGGUUUUGGUUUAAUGAGUGGUUUAUUUUCCCUCAUCAAUGUUUUGGCUGAUUCAGUUGGGCCUGGGACAGUUGGAUUGAAUGGUGAUUCUCACUACUUUUUUAUAACAUCAGCAUUUACUACUCUUGCUUUUACUUUGCUCCAUACAUUUUGGGGAGUGAUUUUUUUCCAUGCUCUGGAUAACAAUAGUUACUUAAAGAUUGCCUUUGUCUGCUUGUCUCAUCUCAUAGUAUCUUCUUUGACUUUGCUGAACCCUCUGCGUCUUUAUCUUGUUUCGAUCAUUCCAGCUUACGUCAUUACCAUCGUGAGUGCAAUUUUAGCCUACCAGUCAGCAGGUGGAAGUUGGCAGAGCCUAAUGACCUCAUUAUCUGCCCGCAAUAACAAUUGAUGUUUAUCCUCUCUUUAUUUAUGAUAAUGUUCGAGCCAAACUUAAAAAAUUUCCAAUGUGACAUUGGGAUUAAUCAUCACUAAGCUCAUAUUUUCUAGUGUUUCAUUUAGGUCAGAAACUUAUUUUUUAAAAGAUAAAAUGGAAGUGAGACAUCAAACCGAUGAUUCAUAGAAGAAUGGAGUCUCCCAUUCACAAUUUUUGUAUUCCUGCCACAUUUGCAAGUUUGCGCUGAGCUGGGCUCAAAGGCUGACAUUGUAAAAGUGUCUUGUGUGACUGUUUUACUUUUUGUGUGCAGAGUUGUAGCUUUUAGGUGUUGAGCACCAUAAGAUAAGAUAAAAUGCUUGUUUCAGAGUGGUCUGAAUUGACUCCAAUGUGUUAAUUUGAUAUAUAAAUGCAUACUUAGUAGACCUUUGACAUUUGCUUAGAAAUCAGGGUUGAGUUGGCAUUUUAAUGUCCUAAAUUGAGGAAAAGUUAUCAAAAUUUAUAACAAGUGAAAUUCAGCAAUUAUUGUAUUUUUAACACGUUGAAUGCCACAAUAAUAUUACAUGGAUUGCCGUAUGUGUUGCAUUAAUUUCUUCAAACCAUUUUAGUAACGAUAGUAAUAUAAAAAAAU
Messenger RNA from Parasteatoda tepidariorum (common house spider), 1578 nucleotides. It is a transcript of the gene aph-1, whose product is annotated as gamma-secretase subunit Aph-1. The record is from RefSeq and is a predicted model, not a curated record. Gene Ontology annotation, biological process: protein processing; positive regulation of catalytic activity. Gene Ontology annotation, cellular component: membrane. NCBI's taxonomy places the organism in Eukaryota, Metazoa, Arthropoda, Arachnida, Araneae, Theridiidae.